This is a messenger RNA of Dermacentor andersoni, 809 nucleotides long. Its product is annotated as CRISP/Allergen/PR-1-like. NCBI's taxonomy places the organism in Eukaryota, Metazoa, Arthropoda, Arachnida, Ixodida, Ixodidae. The record is from RefSeq and is a predicted model, not a curated record.
CGCACGCGUGCACGCGCCGUUCUCGCGAGCAGGAACAAGAGGACGCCAUGGGACGCUGCCUUCGAGAACAGGGGCUGCUCCUCCUGCUGGUCGCGGCCGCCCAGAAGCCCCACACCGGCGCCGCGAGACGAGCCGCCGCCGGACGGGCCGAUCUGGCGGCGGUCAGCUGGCUGCGUCCUCCGGCCGAGUUCGUGGUGCCGUGCUCCGUGCGCGCGCGGGGCUUCGACGGCGGCCAGCAGGCGGACGUGGUCAGGGCGCACAACGAGUACCGCAGCCUCGUCGCCAAGGGAGAACUGCACGGCUUCCAACCCGCGGCGGACAUGUGCGAGACCACGUGGGACCAGGACCUGGCGGAAGUGGCGCAGUCGUACGUGGAACAGUGCGCGCCGCAGAGUGAGGUUGUGCAGGCACGUGACUUCAUCGAGCAGGGCCAGAACCUGUGCCUCCAGACGCUGCCGGACACCGCCAACGACACGGGAUUCGAGGCCUGCGUCGCGGCCUGGUUUAGCGAACACGCCGGCUGCCCCAAAGGCGUCAUUGAGUCAUACAGGAACGCCAGUGGCCGCGACGAAACCUCCUGCGAACAUUUCACCCAGAUAUUGCCCACGUUACACACCACAGACCAAUUGGAGCCAACAGAAGGGAGUGAAACGUAUUUAUUACCAGGAAAAGUUGGAGAUGUCGGCCUGACCUACUGUGUCCUAGCCUGCCAGUCAGCGUAGGGCUAACGGUGAAGAGGAACAACAGGAAACCAAGAAGUGACGAUAACAAUGAUAAGAAAGAAUUUGGAACGCAUUAAUAAAAAAUCU